Lolium rigidum is the source of this 941-nucleotide messenger RNA. RefSeq names its product CASP-like protein 5A3. Gene Ontology annotation, cellular component: membrane. The coding region runs from base 1 to 642 and encodes 213 amino acids. The transcript has 3 exons. Lineage: Eukaryota; Viridiplantae; Streptophyta; Magnoliopsida; Poales; Poaceae. The record is from RefSeq and is a predicted model, not a curated record.
AUGCCGCGGCUGCCGUUUAGCCAUCCGCUGGUGCACCCGGACCCCGCUCCGGUUCCGGUUCCGGCGCCGGCGCCGGCGCCGCCCGCUCCCGCUCCAGCUGCGGCUCCUGUUGCGGCUCCCGCUCCCGCUCCAGCUGCGGCGCCGCAGGCCCCGGCGCAGGGGCAGGGCAACGCGCCGCCUGGGGUGCUGAUGCACGGCCUACACGGGGGCGCUCUCGUGGCCCGCCUCGCGCAGGCGCUCCUCGCCGCCGCCGCCAUCGCCGCCAUGGUCUCCGCCAGCGACUUCGCCUCCCUCACCGCCUUCCGCUACCUCGUGGCAGCAGAAGCUCUGCAAUGCCUGUGGAGCCUCGCCCUGUCCAUUCUCUACUGCUACGCGCUCCUCGUCGGGCGUUCCUACCGAAGUCCCCGAGCCAUCGCCAUACUCUGCGCCGGGGACUGGAUCACAGGAGUACUGACCUUCACUGCCGCAUGCGCGUCGGCAGGCAUCACCACCUUCGUCAACGAUGACGUGGAAGCUUGCUCUGAUAACCACUGCCCAAGCUUCAUGGCUGCGACCGCCAUGGCUUUCUUGACAUGGUUUACAGUCGCACCGUGCUGUGUCCUCAACCUCGGCUCGGUGGUCCAUAAAUUGCAAAGACCCUAGUCUACAGAACAAGAAUCGGGGUUUGCUUGUGCAGCACAGAUUACAUGGCGUGGCACAGAUAAUUACACUAGGACCUAGAAGCAACGGAUGGUGCGUAUACCUUCUUAUAUACUAGUACAGUAGAAGGGAAUGGUGAUGUCGGAGCCAUAAAUGGUGCUAGAGGUCAUGCAUUUUGUUGGUAUAAGUUUUUCGGUAUUGGCAGACUGAUGGCUACAUAUGUAUAGAGGUUUUUAUAACUGAACAUGUAUGUCAGGUUUUAUGUACUGUCAAUCAAAGUAGGAAAAUGACCCCUCUCUCUC